Molecule: messenger RNA, 2489 nt
Organism: Drosophila miranda
Lineage: Eukaryota; Metazoa; Arthropoda; Insecta; Diptera; Drosophilidae
Product: transmembrane protein fend
Exons: 4
Coding region: 1189-2124 (311 amino acids)
Source: RefSeq, a predicted model, not a curated record
CGUUCAGUUCUGCUUUCGACCUUGCGCCCGCUCUAUCGUUGUUUUCAUUUUACACUCAACGACGACGGUUGUUCGACUCCCGCGCGAACGACGACUGCUUCAUCCUAGCGCAGCGCACAUUUUUUUUAGAGAAAGACAGUUUUUGGUCUCUCGUGUUCAACGACGACGUCUUUUUUGCUGUUUGUUAUAGUUGUUAUUUAUUGAAGUGUGACCGUGCUAUAUUGUUCUUGUUGAAGUUGUCUAUUUUUUCACGUGUCUGCGUGUGAGUUAUUGUGUUUUAUGCGGUGCCAACUUACCUGAGAACCGAAACAGGAGCAAAAGCAGAGCAGCAGCCAAAAAGGAUGAAAAAAACGGAGAAGGAAGGAAGGAAGGUGCUCAAAUAACAAAGUCAAACAAACCCAACCUCUGCACGACCGACCCGGACCGCCCGGCCCGCCAUUAGGCCGCAACGUCUCCACGCCCCAAAACAAAUCCAAGCCUCAAAACCAAAGGCAACAGCAACAGUAACAGUAACAAAAAAAAAACGUAACAGUAACGAGGCAAUUUUCGUUGGUGUCGCGCUGUUUCUCUGUGUAUCAUCAUCCCAUACUCGUGGGUCGUGUGUUGUUUUGCUCUCCGCCGCAUGUGGAGUUACAGUUACACUUACGUUUACAGUUACAGUUACAGCCUCAAGUAGUUGUUGUUGUCCCCCCCCCAUUCCACAAACAUACUCUUGUUGUUGCUGUGUGACAAUCGCCAAGGCAAAUAAACGGUAAUACGAGGAAGGAGUGAGAGAACGAGAUUGUGAGAGCGAAAGCAGAGGCGUACAUUGAGGGGAACUGCUCUGCUCCACUAAAUGCAUCCAAAAGCACGGGACGAUUAUGUCUCCACUUGAUACCAAAAAUAAACAAACAAAAUCAAUCAAUUAAUCAAUCUGAUUGAACAGAUUGCUCCACGCCCACUCAACCCAAAACAUACCUAUACACACACGCACACGCACACAAACCCAAACACAAACUCACACUCACGAGCGCUCACACACGAGUCAACGCCCACACGUCCACACCCAUUGAUUGGAGUGGCGGUGGUGGGAGGAAGGAGAGAAGAGCAAGCAAGCAAGCAAAAAAAAAGGAGCCAACAAAGUGAGAGUGGGAGAGAGCAACAACAACAACAACAACAACAACAAGAAUUGGAACAACAAGAACAAACAUGUUCAAUUCACUUGCUCUGAUGCUCGCCUGCUGCGCACUUGCCGCCCUCUGUCUCGCCCACAAGGAUGGAGGAUCGACUGCAGAUGGAACGGGAACAGCCACAGAACUGAGCUCAUCCUCAUCCCCAUCCCCAUCCUCAUCAUCAUCAUCAUCUCCCUCCCCAUCCGCAUCGCCAUCAAUGCCGUUUGCGACGGGACCUGGGAGCAGCACCAGCAAGCAAUUGAGCAGAUGCCGUCAAAGCUGCUAUCAGCAGUUUUCGAGGGACUGGCAUUAUUGUACGGAUUCCACUGAUUGCAGAAAUUGCUGGGAAAACUGUCAAAAGCAAUUGUCGCCCUUCGAGCUGAGGAUACACAGGGCCCAGCGACAGGGAGCACUCGUGCUCACCGACAUUGGCUGGGACGAGAUGAUAGCCAAUGCCUCGCGCCAGUGCCUGAUCACCUGGGAGGUGUCUGGGGGCGGUCUGAUAGGCAAUCUUCUGACGGACACCUCUCGUGCCGAGCUCUCCCUGUGGCCGGACACGGUCUACAAUAUACAGGUCACGUGUAAGCAUAAGCUUACUGGCAUGAUGCGACGCUCGAAGAAGCUCAAUGUGGACACGCGCCAGUUGGUGGGCACCACCACAGAGAGCAACACCUCCACAACAACAACAACGGAGCGUGGACAGCCAAAGAUGCAUGCCCAUCUGCAUCCCACGGACCGGGUGUACAUCAUCAGUGCUUUGCCAACAACGAGCCAACUGAGUGGCGUUGUCUAUCCGGCCUUUGGGGCGUUGGCCUUUUUCCUGUCGCUGUUGGUGAUGUUCCUGUUUUUGCGUCCGCAGCGCAAGCGUUUCCUUCUAGAUGCAGAUGCCACGGAAGCGGACACGGCCACGCUGAUCGGUGGACAUCGGAGUUCGUCGAGGAAUUCGCUGGACUCCUCGACGCUGCAUGUCUAAAGCCGAGGACGACGAGGAGUGCCGAAAAUUGACAACUUGUAGUCGUAUAUAGAAUUAUAUGUCUGACUAUGUGAUAUUCUGCACACACACACAUAAAAACCCCCGCAAAACCUGUAAAUACAACACUGCUAUAGGCCCCCAAGCAUUAUCUCAUGCAUUUAAUUAUAUCAAAACCAGAUCCAGAUACAAAUCAAGAGAUCGAAAGUCAAGCAAAGUGCUCGCUCAAUUAAGUUUAAGUUUUACCUUUUACCGUUUACCACUUACCACUUACCUUUCUUAGAUCCUAAUGCCAAAAUCAAGCGCAAGUCAUACGAGUAUAUAGUAUAUGCUGCUAAUAUAUAGAGUACAUCGUUCAUGCAUUCAAA